Asparagus officinalis (garden asparagus) is the source of this 2635-nucleotide messenger RNA. RefSeq names its product U3 small nucleolar RNA-associated protein 4 homolog. Gene Ontology annotation, biological process: meristem growth; meristem maintenance. The transcript has 11 exons. Lineage: Eukaryota; Viridiplantae; Streptophyta; Magnoliopsida; Asparagales; Asparagaceae. Gene Ontology annotation, molecular function: protein binding. Bases 116 to 2521 code for a protein of 801 amino acids. The record is from RefSeq and is a predicted model, not a curated record.
UACCGCGUCCAAAGCGUUCGCCCUAAAACCUCUCUCCUCCUUCCGAAAACCCCUAGCCUCUCUCAAAAAAGAGCUCCGUUUUCCUCUCGAAGGCGAUUCUAGGUCUACUCCUCAAAUGGAGAAGCUCGAAAUCCACAGGACAGACUUCGUCGACUGGAAACCCUCGGCCGUCGUCGCUCUCGCCACCAGCGUCGACGGAUCGAAGGUGGCGGCGGCGAGGGAGGACGGGAGCGUUGAGCUCUGGCUCGUAUCUCCGGGGACCGUCGACUGGCAUUGUGAAUUGACGAUACAUGGAAACCCUAGGUCGAGGAUUUCGUCGCUGGUGUGGUCUGGAUCGAGGCUGCUGUCGUCGAGUAUUGAUGGUUCGAUUUCGGAGUGGGAUCUGUUCUCGUUGCAACAGAAGACUCUUCUAGAUUCAGUUGGAGUGUCAAUUUGGCAGAUGAAUGUAGAACCGCUUGAUGAUUGUCCACAUUCUAAGAAAAUUAACUCACAUCAAAUGGCCAGUGGAGAUGCAAAUGAUCUUUACAGUGAUUGUGAGUCUGGUUGUACUGACGAUGAUUAUGAUUUAGAUGAAUCUCAUACUGCAUAUAUUGGAAAAAAUGAUCAGCGGGUAGCCGUUGCCUGUGAUGAUGGUUGUGUACGAUUAUAUUACAUGUCCGAUACAAAUGGACUAACUUAUUAUAGAUCAUUUCCUCGAGUUAGCGGACGCAUCCUAAGUGUUGCUUGGAGUUUCAAUGCAAAGCUAAUAUUUUCCGGCAGUAGCGAAGGUAUCAUAAGAUGCUGGGACACUACAUCAUUUCAUGAAAUUUAUCGCAUCACAGCUGGCCUUGGUGGCUUGGGUAGUGGACCGGAGUUCUGUGUCUGGUCGUUGCUGUCCUUAAGGUGUGGCACGCUAGUCAGUGGGGAUAGUACGGGUAGCGUCCAGUUUUGGGAUAGCCAUAAUGGAACUCUUUUGCAAGCACAUACCUAUCAUGAAGGUGAUGUUAAUGCUCUAGCAAGUGAUCCUAGUCAUGAAAGGGUUUUUUCUGCUGGUUCUGAUGGAAAGGUGAUCCUUUAUAAGAUGGCUAAUGAUCCAGCUGAUUGUCAUGAAGAGGACCUUUCUACAGAAAAUGGAAACAAAUGGGUGCCUGUUGACUACAAGCGAGUGCACACCCAUGAUGUCAGGGCCUUGACAGUUGCAGUGCCAAUUACUAAUGAAGAUGCAUUGCCUGAUGAAAGAUUGCCAAAAUUACGUAGACGAGCAAAGCCUGUGAAUUUCAGUUAUCGUAAAUGGGCACAGUUAGGAGUUCCUAUGCUCAUUUCUUCUGGUGACGAUAGCAAGCUCUUUGCUUACCCUGCAAAAGAGUUUACCCAGUUUGAUCCUCAUGACAUUUGCCCUGCACCUCAGCGAGUAUCUAUGCAGUUGGUCAACAAUACUGCCAUAGAUGGGCAUUUGAUGUUUGCUCAGCAGAUAGGACAGUUGGAUGUGAUUCUUGUGAGCUUAGAUCAUCACUCAUCUCCAAAUAUACCAAAAACAAAAAAUCUGGCUCGUAUUAAAACCAAGGAGUGUCGAAAAAUCAUCUCCAGUGCUGUAUCUAACAAUGGAAUGUUUAUUGCGUAUUCUGACAAUGUGAGACCCUGCCUCCUUGAGUUACGGCAAAAAGGAGGAAAUAGCAAUUGGUCUCUCAGUAAGUUACAACUACCUCGGGGGUUGCAAUUUGCGCACUGCAUGGUCUUCAGCAGUGAUUCUUCUCACCUGAUGCUAGCUGGCCAUGAUAGAAAGAUACAUGUCGUGGACUUGAAGAAGUCUGAAGUGGUGCAUACUUUUAUACCCCAAAGGAAGGAGGAGAAGAUGAAUGAUGCAUCUAGAGAACCUCCCAUCACAAGAAUGUUUACUAGCUCCAAUGGGCAAUGGCUGGCUGCUGUCAACUGUUUUGGGGACAUUUAUGUGUUUAAUCUAGAGAUAUACAGGCAACAUUGGUUUAUAUCAAGAUUGAGUGGUGCUUCUGUUACUGCUGGAGGUUUUCCUCCGAAGAACAGCAAUGUGCUUGUGAUCACCACAUCUGCAAAUCAGGUUUAUGUGUUUGAUGUGGAAGCAAAACAAUUGGAUAAAUGGUCAAGGAACCAAACCCGUCAUCUGCCAAGAAGAUUUCAAGAAUUUCCAGGAGAAACCAUUGGGCUUUCCUUUCCGCCUUCUAUUAAUUCAACUUCGGCGAUCAUUUACAGUGCAAGGGCUAUGUGUCUGAUCGACUUUGGGAUGCCUGUUGGUCAAGAUGACUAUUCUGAGUUGCCGAAUGGCCGCAAUCCAUCUUUGGAGAAGUAUAAUUCUUCCAAGAAGGCAAAGGCAAAAGAAAAAAGAAAGAGUAUCAUUGAAGAACUUGAACAAACGAAGAACAAGAAAUUUGAUUUCUUUGCGUUUGGAAGUCAGGUUUUAUUUUUGAGCCACCUUUCAGAUUCUUCUCUUUUUGUAGUAGAGAAAUCAUGGGAGGAAGUUCGAAAAACAUUUGGUGCUCCUGUCCACAGACGUAUAUUUGGAACUUAAGACCAAAGCAGUGAUGAUUUUCUACACAAGGUUAUUUUUCAUCAGGUCUGUAUGAGUGUAUCAUGUAUAAUAUUAAUACAGGGUGAUUCAAUUUUGAUCGGAAGUCGAAACCCA